This is a messenger RNA of Rangifer tarandus platyrhynchus (Svalbard reindeer), 258 nucleotides long. Lineage: Eukaryota; Metazoa; Chordata; Mammalia; Artiodactyla; Cervidae. The record is from the annotation of a GenBank genome assembly.
AGAAGCCCUCCUAAGAUCCCACAUAAGGGCACUGCGCUUGCUACAGUGCUGUUUUUGAUUGGCGCCUUUCUUAUUAUCAUAGGCUCCCUCCUGCUGGCAGGCUGUAUCAGCAAAGGCGGGCCAGACGGGCCCGUUCCUGUCCUGAUCGUUGGCAUCCUGGUGUUCCUGCCAGGAUUUUACCACCUGUGCAUCACCUACUAUGCAUCCAAAGGCUACUGGGGAUACUCCUAUGAUGACAUUCCAGACUUUGAUGACUAG